GCAGCACAGCAAAUAAUUGAACUUCAAGAAGCAGCCCAAAUAAAUGCAGGAUUGCAACCAACUAAUCUGGGGAGGAACAAUAGCUUACAUGAUAUGAAGACUGUGGUAAAGACCUGGAGGAACAGGUUACCUAUUGUGUCAGAUGAUUUAUCCCACUGGAGCAGCAUUUUCAUGUGGAGACAACAUCAUUACCAGGCCAUUGUAACUGCGUAUGAAAAUAGUUCUCAGCACGAUCCUAGUUCCAACAACGCUAUGUUGGGUGUUCAUGCUUCUGCCUCAGCAAUUAUCCAGUAUGGGAAGAUAGCGCGAAAACAAGGACUGGUGAACGUAGCUCUGGAUAUACUGAGUCGCAUUCAUACCAUUCCGACUGUGCCCAUCGUGGACUGCUUCCAGAAGAUUCGCCAGCAGGUUAAAUGUUAUCUUCAGCUGGCUGGAGUCAUGGGCAAAAAUGAAUGCAUGCAGGGUCUUGAAGUUAUUGAAUCAACCAAUCUGAAGUACUUCACCAAGGAGAUGACUGCUGAGUUUUAUGCAUUGAAGGGAAUGUUCUUGGCACAGAUUAACAAGUCUGAAGAAGCAAAUAAAGCUUUUUCUGCAGCUGUGCAAAUGCACGAUGUGCUAGUGAAAGCGUGGGCAAUGUGGGGGGAUUACCUGGAGAAUAUCUUUGUGAAAGAACGUCAGCUUCACCUAGGUGUGUCUGCUAUUACUUGCUACCUGCACGCGUGUCGUCAUCAGAAUGAGAGCAAAUCAAGAAAAUACUUAGCAAAGGUUCUUUGGCUGCUGAGUUUUGAUGAUGAUAAAAACACCUUGGCAGAUGCAGUAGACAAGUAUUGUAUCGGCGUCCCACCCAUUCAGUGGUUGGCCUGGAUCCCGCAGCUGCUGACAUGCCUGGUUGGCUCAGAGGGCAAACUCCUCCUGAACCUCAUUAGUCAGGUGGGAAGAGUCUAUCCCCAAGCUGUCUACUUCCCUAUCAGAACCCUCUAUUUGACCUUGAAGAUAGAACAACGAGAGCGCUACAAAAGCGAUUCUGGGCAACAACAGCCAAGUUCAGUUGGAAACCAGUCCCACUCUGCCUCUGAUCCUGGGCCAAUCAGAGCCACUGCACCGAUGUGGCGAUGCAGCAGAAUUAUGCAUAUGCAGCGAGAAUUACAUCCAACACUUUUGUCUUCUCUGGAAGGCAUUGUAGAUCAGAUGGUCUGGUUCAGAGAGAAUUGGCAUGAAGAGGUUCUUAGACAGCUGCAGCAAGGCUUGGCGAAGUGCUAUUCCGUUGCUUUUGAGAAAAGUGGAGCCGUUUCAGAUGCCAAAAUCACUCCUCAUACACUAAAUUUUGUGAAGAAGUUAGUCAGCACUUUUGGAGUAGGUCUUGAGAAUGUCUCUAAUGUGUCCACCAUGUUUUCUAGUGCAGCCUCAGAGUCGCUAGCUAGGAGAGCACAAGCAACAGCUCAGGAUCCUGUGUUCCAGAAGUUAAAAGGGCAAUUUACCACAGAUUUUGACUUCAGUGUACCAGGGUCAAUGAAACUUCACAAUCUUAUCUCUAAACUGAAGAAAUGGAUCAAAAUUCUGGAGGCAAAAACGAAACAGCUUCCAAAGUUCUUCCUUAUAGAGGAAAAGUGCCGCUUUCUAAGUAAUUUUUCAGCUCAAACUGCAGAAGUAGAAAUACCUGGAGAAUUCCUUAUGCCAAAGCCAACACAUUACUACAUCAAGAUAGCAAGGUUUAUGCCUAGGGUGGAGAUAGUUCAGAAACACAAUACUGCAGCUAGAAGACUCUAUAUCCGAGGCCAUAAUGGAAAGAUUUACCCAUACCUGGUAAUGAAUGAUGCUUGCCUGACAGAGUCUCGUAGAGAAGAGCGAGUAUUACAGCUGCUUCGCCUUCUGAACCCCUGCUUAGAGAAAAGGAAGGAAACCACAAAAAGACAUUUGUUUUUUACAGUCCCCCGUGUUGUAGCAGUUUCUCCACAGAUGCGUUUGGUUGAAGACAAUCCCUCUUCCCUCUCCCUGGUGGAGAUCUAUAAGCAGCGCUGUGCCAAGAAAGGCAUCGAGCAUGACAACCCUAUUUCUCGUUACUAUGACAGACUGGCAACCGUCCAAGCACGAGGGACUCAAGCUAGCCAUCAGGUUCUCAGAGAUAUACUUAAAGAAGUGCAGAGUAACAUGGUGCCGCGCAGUAUGCUGAAGGAGUGGGCUCUACACACCUUCCCCAAUGCCACGGACUACUGGACUUUUCGGAAGAUGUUCACCAUUCAGUUAGCCCUGAUUGGCUUUGCAGAAUUCAUCUUUCAUUUAAAUAGACUCAACCCUGAAAUGCUGCAGAUUGCCCAGGAUACUGGCAAGCUAAAUGUAGCUUACUUUCGCUUUGACAUUAACGAUGCUACUGGGGAUUUGGAUGCCAAUCGUCCAGUUCCUUUCCGGCUUACACCAAACAUUUCUGAAUUUCUCACCACCAUUGGGGUGUCUGGCCCACUGACUGCAUCCAUGAUUGCAGUAGCUCGCUGCUUUGCACAGCCAAACUUUAAGGUUGAUGGCAUCCUAAAAACCGUGCUACGGGAUGAAAUAAUUGCGUGGCACAAGAAAACACAAGAGGACACUUCCUCUCCACUCUCGGCAGCUGGGCAACCCGAAAAUAUGGACAGCCAGCAGCUGGUUUCACUGGUUCAAAAAGCUGUUACUGCUAUCAUGACUCGACUUCAUAAUCUCGCUCAGUUUGAAGGAGGAGAAAGCAAAGUCAACACUCUGGUAGCAGCUGCAAAUAGCUUGGAUAAUCUCUGUCGUAUGGAUCCUGCCUGGCACCCCUGGCUGUAACUUGAAAUUUUCAAUAGCUUUUUUUGCUGCUCUUUGUGGUGUGAGCCAUAUAUUGUGUUAAGAAAAUGUGAAAAAAGCUUUCCAGACCAUGGCGUACCUGUCACACUGCAUUUUGUCAGUCUUCAUUUUAGUUGUGUUUACAGUGAUAUGACAAUUUUCCUGUUCUUAAUUUCAUGAGGGGACAUUUCCUCCU
Molecule: messenger RNA, 2989 nt
Organism: Eurypyga helias (sunbittern)
Lineage: Eukaryota; Metazoa; Chordata; Aves; Eurypygiformes; Eurypygidae
Product: transformation/transcription domain-associated protein
Exons: 14
Biological process (GO): DNA repair; regulation of DNA-templated transcription
Cellular component (GO): NuA4 histone acetyltransferase complex; nucleus; SAGA complex
Molecular function (GO): transcription coregulator activity; protein binding
Source: RefSeq, a predicted model, not a curated record